Molecule: messenger RNA, 3197 nt
Organism: Daktulosphaira vitifoliae (grape phylloxera)
Lineage: Eukaryota; Metazoa; Arthropoda; Insecta; Hemiptera; Phylloxeridae
Gene: Ir68a
Exons: 8
Coding region: 727-2988 (753 amino acids)
Cellular component (GO): membrane
Molecular function (GO): glutamate-gated receptor activity
Source: RefSeq, a predicted model, not a curated record
AUAUUCUCCAAAAAAUGUAACAGCAAUAAUUAUGUUGACAUAUCUGAUGAUAUUUACACAAACCCAGAUCACAUAAGAUUCAUUUAUUAAUUGUACUAUAACAAAAAAAUUUUAUUUGGCCCAUAAGCUGACUGUAGUCUACUAAGAUACAUAUUUCAAAUAAAAUUCGGAUGAAAGCUAUAUAAUUCUUAAUCUGGCUCUGAGGAUAAUCAAGUUUGAAAUAUAAACUACCGUUUACAUUUUCACUUUCUUUUUAUUUAAUAAAAAAAAAAUCAAAAUCAAACUUAACCAAAUUUACUCUGAAUAGUAUUUAUAUUUAUAAUUAUAUAUUUAUCUGCUUAAUAAAAGAAACGUAGUAAAUUUAUAGUAUAAAGUAUAUAAAAAUCCUACAAAUUAUUUUGCAUUGAAUCCAACAGGGAAAUGUCCCUGUUGUAUUUAAUACUGUAUUAAAUAUUCAUAGGAAAGUAUAAAUCUCAUUUAUUCUAGUAGCUAAUAUCGCCCAACAUAAUAAACGCUGCACGCAACAUCUAACUAUCAUUAGCAUACAAGAAAAUUUUCUUUGAAUUUCAAUUAUUUCUUUUAUUUCCGGACCUAAUAAAUAUACAUUGAUAAUAAACAAUUCACAAAUAGAAUGGAAAACUUUUUAUGCUUUCCAAAUAAAAAAAAAUUUAGUAAGGAAGUGUUUGUUAUCUAUGAUUGACGUUUUAAAACAUCUUUUGUUUUAAUAUGUGCAAACAAUUCAUUGUAAACAUCUUUAACACAGCUCUCAUUUUUGACAUUGGUUUGAAUAAUAUUUGGUGUAUUGCUAAUUCUAACAGUUUAAAGAUCUAUAAAAAUAUUAAGUUUAAUUCUGAUUUUGAAAAUUUGGCCAUCGAUUUAAUCGACAAAUGGAAAAUUACUGCUACAUGUGUAAAUUUAAUUGUUGAUCCUUUUCACGACACUAUUUUAGGUCAUUCGUUUUAUUCAUCUAUUAUUGGAGUAUCAAUUUUUAAAACGCUGCUAGAUGAUUUUGAAGAUAUGAUGUCCCCAAAUUACCAUACUUGGCAAACGUUGAACCAAGUUAGAAAAGAAGGGUGUGAUAUGAACAUAAUAUUAAUACUUAAUGCAGAUCAAGUAGUAAGACUCUUAAAAUUUAACGAUAAGCACAGAAUUAUGGAUUCUAAAACUAAAUUCAUUUUAUUACAUGAUCUCAGACUUUUCAUGAAACAGCACCAUACAUUAUGGACAAAGAUAAUUAAUGUUGUGUUUAUUAGAAAAUUUAAACAAAAGCAAAUCUAUGAAUUGUCUACGGUGCCUUACCCGGCUCCCAUCAAAGGUGCACUGGUGACGCUUCGGUUAGAUUUAUGGAGUAGACGAAAAUUUCAAAAACAAACUGUCUUAUUUAGAGAUAAAGUAUCAGAUUUACAAGGAUAUUCAUUAAAAGUUGUUACAUUUAACUAUAUGCCAUCAGCGGUAAAAACUGUGUCGAAUAUUUCGGAUAACCAGGACGUAAAAAAUAGUGGCUAUGUUAGUGGAUUAGAAAUUGAGGUCCUAAAAUCUUUGGCAAGUGCAAUGAAUUUCAUUCCUUAUAUUUACGAGCCAAAUAACUGGCGUACUGAACAAUGGGGUAGAAAACAAAUUAACGGAACUUUAUCAGGAUUGUUAGGAGAAGUAUGGUCUGCUCGAGCUGACUUGGCUCUUGGAAAUUUACACUAUACGCCAUAUCAUUUAAAUAUUCUGGAUCUAUCAAUACCAUAUAAUACUGAAUGUCUGACAUUCCUAACAUUUGAGUCAAAAACUAACAACUCUUGGAAAACUUUAAUUCUUCCGUUUAAAUUGAAUAUGUGGAUUGGUGUAGUUAUUACACUGUUAAUCGGAGGCUUUUUAUUUUACGCUUUGGCAGCAGCACAUUAUCACAUUAAGCAUAGUGAAGUUUCAAGUGAUGGUUUAAGAAAAACUCUUUCUACUGAAAAUAAUAAAACAUUCCUCUCGUCCACAAUAACAGAACUAAUAAAAGAAAUCAUUGAACAAAUAAAAUUAUUACUUAAAAAGCCAAAAUCAAUUGAGCAUAAAAAUUUCAUUAUUAGUUACAAAGACAAAUCAAUUGAAGAAAAACAAGAUAUGAAAAAUGAGAAAAAUCAUAUAGCUGGUUUAUAUUUAUUUGAAAAUAUAGGAAACAGUAUACUAUAUACUUAUGGAAUGCUUAUGGCUGUAUCUCUUCCUCAAGUACCAACUGGUUGGGCAAUACGAAUUUUAACAGGAUGGUGGUGGAUGUAUUGUUUGCUUGUCACGGUUGCAUACAAAGCUAGUAUGACUGCAAUUCUUGCCAACCCGGACACAAGAAUAACAAUUGAUACUUUAGAAGCUCUUGCUGAUAGUAAUGUUGACUGUGGAGGAUGGGGCGAACAAUCAAGAGAAUUUUUUUUAACUUCUUUAGAUAAAACUGGACAACAUAUUGGCCAAAAAUUUCAAGAAGUAUAUGAUGUUGAUGAGGCAAUUGACCGUGUGUCUAAUGGGCAGUUUGCCUAUUACGAUAAUAUACAUUUUCUAAGGUACAUGAAAGUUGUGCAGAAAUCAAAAAUGUUUGAACAAUAUCAACAAAUAAUAAAUGGUACAUUGAAUAACACAAGAAAUGGAGAUUACACUCUACAUAUCAUGUCAAAUUGUACAAUUAAUAUGCCAAUAUCACUGGGUUUACAAAAAAAUUCUCCAAUUAAACCUGCUGUCGAUAAAUUUUUAAGGAGAGUAAUUGAAGCUGGAUUAGUAGAAAAAUGGUUAAAUGAUGUUAUGUUAGAUACAAUAAUAUUAGAAGCACCACAACAAUUUGAAGAAAUUAAAGCCUUGAUGAACUUGAAAAAAUUAUAUGGGGCUUUUGUUGUACUGAUAACUGGAUACAUAGUUAGUGCACUGACAUUAUUCCUUGAAAAUGCAUAUUGGUAUGGAGUAGUAAAAAAAGAUCCAUUAUUUGAUGAAUAUUCAAUGAACUGUUAUUAUGCAAGAAAAAAAUAAGUACUCAUAUCACAGUCAAAAAUGAUAAAAAAAUUUGUUUAGUCAUGUUUCUUAAUUUAUUGAUAAAUAAUAGUACAUUUUGUAGUUAUUUAAUUAUUCACCAAAUGAGUUUAUGAAUUUAUAAUAUAAUUAAUAUUUUGAUGUAAAAUUAAAAAAAAAAAAAGACGAAGUUAACGUUUUUUGAAUCCAUAUUUUUUCCUUUCAUAAAA